Silurus meridionalis is the source of this 2346-nucleotide messenger RNA. RefSeq names its product PH and SEC7 domain-containing protein 1-like. NCBI's taxonomy places the organism in Eukaryota, Metazoa, Chordata, Actinopteri, Siluriformes, Siluridae. Gene Ontology annotation, molecular function: guanyl-nucleotide exchange factor activity. Gene Ontology annotation, biological process: regulation of ARF protein signal transduction. The record is from RefSeq and is a predicted model, not a curated record. Bases 1455 to 2279 code for a protein of 274 amino acids. The transcript is spliced from 3 exons.
AGAUGAAAACAGGAAUAAUCAGAUGCGGUCCAGAGCAGUGAGAAAAAUACUAUUUAAUAAUAUUUUAUUCAAUUAUUUAAUAAAAUGGUGACUUUUUAAUUUUGACUGAACCUGUUUUAAAUAAUGGAAGUGAUUUCUACACAGCACGAUGGCAGGAGCUUCACAACCCUGUAAUCCAGUGUUUUCUCAAACUUUUUUUUGUCAUUCCAUUCUUUAGAGGGGGGUGGAUUUUACCCCAGAUUUUACCCCAGAAAAUUGCAAUGAAAUACAUCGUCUUAAAAUAUAAAAUGUUUUGAAAUGUAAAAAGUUGUAAAUCAAUAACGUGAAAUAGCAUCAAUGUAAAAAAUGAAGAAAAUAAAAGUAUAGCGUAGAGAAAAUCAUAAAUUAGGAUUAAUUAAAAACACAAAUAUUAAUUAAACAAUUAAUCCUGCCGUUAAUUGCCGCCCACCUGUCAUGCCUUUAUUCCCCGCUAGAUGGCAGCGCCACACACAUUAAGAACUAGGUGUUUUAUUUCUUACAGGUCCACCACUAUUGAGGUCAAAGCAUGACCUCUUGUUCCAGACCUUCAGCUCUGGCGGAAUUCCAUUGAAAAAGCAGGCAGAAUCGAUACCAACUCAAAUGACUUAAUUGACUCAAGUGACUCUCGGAUCCAUUCACUGAGUGAUUCAGAAGGAUUCGAAUCGGAAAACGGAUUCGGAUCUCUCCUCUCGAUAGUCCGUGACCACGUGAUUCUUCGUGUCUCGCGAGAACACAGUUCUGGAAUUAGGCCGAAAUCUCGCGGACUGUCACAGGCGCUCGGACGAGGGGUCGUGGUCAUGAGCUCUGUGACGUAAGCGAUCCGAGCAGUUGUAAACAGCUGCACACACACGCCCUCCUCUCAUAUUAUGGCUGAGCCGUGAGUGAAAGCAUGAAGGGAUGGAGCUCUUACAAACAGUAACAAACAGCAGUCUGUCAUCAGACUCAAAAAAACAGCUAACGCAGCCAGGCACUGAUGAACAUGUAGAAGUUGCACCUGGAGCAUCAGGGCAUGUAGAAGUUGCACCUGGAGCUUUAGGACAGGUAGAAGUUGCACCUGGAGCAUCUGGACAGGUAGAAGUUGCUCCUGGAGCAUCUGGACAGGUAGAAGUUGCUCCUGAAGCAUCUGGACAGGUAGAAGAUGCACCUGGAGCAUCAGGGCAGGUAGAAGUUGCACCUGGAGCAUCAGGGCAGGUAAAAGUUGCACCUGGAGCAUCAGGACAGAAAGAAGCUGAGAGAGACAUUCAGGAGGUCAUCUGUGAAAAAAUCCAGCAAGCGAGACUAUUCUGGGAAGCAGAAAAAAGUGUUUUGAAGUGCUUUGGCCAGAAGAUGAAAUUCAACUGCAGCAUCUGUUCAUAAGGUACUUCUCUCUCUGGUACCUCAAGCGUAACAAAAGAUCCCUCUACCUCCACCAGGGUGUGUACAACCUGUGCUGGGCUAUGAUUAUACUGAACGCUGAUCUUAACGGGGGUCAGAAAGAAAGGAAAAAAAUGACCUGUGAAGAAUUUAUAGAUAACCUGAAUAGCGUCUCUGGUAAUUUUAAUUACUCUGUGGACUUGCUGAAGCACAUCUAUAAAUCGAUCAAAAUGAAUCCACUGCAUGUCUGCAGAGUCAAAUCCAGACUUCAGGACAUUGAAGAAAAGUCUAACACCAAAGUCCACAAAACUGGUCAUCUCAUGUGCAAAAGAGUUAUGGAUGAGAAUGGAAGAAAAACCAUUAAGUACAGGAGAUCAUGGAAGUCUUUCAAUGCAGUUUUAAAAGGCAUGGUUCUGCAUAUAGACGGUGAAGAAUUACAUUGCAAGAACAUUACCAUCAGUCUGCAUCAUGCAGUGGCUUACCCUCUGGAAUACAAAAACAAGCCUCAUGUCCUGUACCUCAAGACUGCAGACUCCAGAGUUUUCUACUUCCAGGCCGAUAGUGAAGUAGAACGAAGGUUAUGGGUCGCGACUAUUAACCUGAUCGCCGCACGUUACUCCGCUCCUCCUCUCACUUCUUAUUCGAACACAAAGACACAUUGCCCUCAGGUCCUACCAACAUUCUCCAGUCGUCUGCCUCUGGAGCGGCAGCUCGAAUACACCAAGGACCAGUUACAGAAGGUUUCAGAAUACAUGUCUUACUAUAAGACAGUGCCUUUUAGGAAGGAUAUGUCACCUUCAGAUUACAUAGAGCAGGAGGUGAAGCGCUACACGACGUAUGCGAGAGCGUUGGAGAAGCCUGUUCGAGACUCAAAUUUGAGACUCAAAGAGGUCCUACUGCAAAAAUAAAAAAACAGCUGAAACCUUUUACAUUUUGUUCACUAGUUCUAGAUAGAAAUAAAGGUCCUUAAAUGGC